AUGCAGCAAUUUUGCCAACAAAAGAUAAAACUUUUAUCGAUAUCAUUAGUUCCAUUAACAAUCACCUCAGUUAUAAAUGGAGCACAUCCGAUUACAGAUCUUUGUCUAGGAAUAAUCCUACCAAUUCAUUGUCAUAUUGGAUUUGAUGCAAUUAUUACAGAUUAUUUUCCAGUUCGUAGAUCACCAAAACUUAACAAAUUAUUUACUUGGGGAUUAAGAGGUGCUACGUUGUUGGUGCUUAUAGGUUGUUACAAGAUUAAUACAGUUGAUGUGGGAAUGACUGAAAUCGUGAAAAGAGUUUGGCAUGCUUAA
This is a messenger RNA of Entrophospora sp. SA101, 312 nucleotides long. The record is from the annotation of a GenBank genome assembly. Lineage: Eukaryota; Fungi; Glomeromycota; Glomeromycetes; Entrophosporales; Entrophosporaceae.